This is a messenger RNA of Liolophura sinensis, 1491 nucleotides long. RefSeq names its product matrix metalloproteinase-14-like. Lineage: Eukaryota; Metazoa; Mollusca; Polyplacophora; Chitonida; Chitonidae. Bases 1 to 1491 code for a protein of 496 amino acids. Gene Ontology annotation, molecular function: zinc ion binding; metalloendopeptidase activity. Gene Ontology annotation, biological process: collagen catabolic process; extracellular matrix organization; proteolysis. The record is from RefSeq and is a predicted model, not a curated record. The transcript is spliced from 12 exons. Gene Ontology annotation, cellular component: extracellular matrix.
AUGUGUACAGACUAUCGCAAAGUGAAUGCCGUCACUAAAGCGGACAACUUUCCCAUUCCAAGGAUUGACGACUGUAUCGAUGCCGUGGGACAGUCCAACGUUGUCUCCAAGUUUGACCUAUUGAAAGGAUUUUGGCAAGACUACCUGCAAAAGUUUGGAUACCUAGAUUCUCUGAAUCCCGGCGCCUUGCGAACAGAGGAAUCCUACAUCAAAGGCUUGAGGAUGUUUCAAAAGUUUGCAGGACUUAAGAUCACAGGUAGAUUAGAUGCGGAGACAAAAGCUACGAUGCUGUUGCCAAGAUGCGGAGUUGCUGAUCAGGCUGGAAAUGCCUUGCGUGUCAGACGGAGACGAAGGUUCGCCACGCAAGGCAGCAAAUGGCCGAAGACUUCUCUAACGUACAAGAUAAGGCAAUAUACCCAGAAACUGGCGAGGAAUCAAGUGGAAGAUGCUAUAAAAAAAGCCUUUAAGGUAUGGAGUGAUGUCACCCAACUUGAAUUCCGAAAAGCGUCCGGCACUGUAGACAUUGACCUUGACUUCGCUCGCGCUUCCCAUGGUGACGGCUAUCCUUUUGACGGAAGUGGAAGUACACUUGCGCACGCAUUCUUCCCUCAGUAUGGAGGCGACGCUCAUUUUGAUGAAGAUGAACGCUGGACACUCGGCACAAAGCAAGGCAUAAACCUCGUCCAAGUCGCAGCUCAUGAGUUUGGUCACUCUCUCGGUCUGGAUCACUCCGAAGUCAGUAGCGCCGUAAUGACACCCUUCUACCGAGGAUACCUGGAAAACUUCAAACUGGACACAGAUGACAUAUUAGCCAUUCAAAGCCUGUACGAUAUCAAACGUCUUUCACUCUGUGAGUAUUCCAAAAUUGACGCGAUCACUAGGAUCAAGGACGGACGAACCUUCGUCUUUGCUGGAAAAAACUAUUACCCUGUGAAUAAUGCGGGCAACGAAGCAGGCAACCCCCGACGAAUCAGCACGGAUUGGGGCGGAGUGGAGGGACCAAUCGACGCAGCCCUUACAGUCACACACGGAAACACAUAUUUAUUCAAGGGCUUGCAGUACUGGAAAUUCGAAAACCUGCAGAAGUUGGAUGGAUACCCCCGCCACAUCGCCGAUGGAUUCCCGGGAAUCCCCAGCAACCUUGACGCAGCCUUUACUUGGAGCGGUAAUGGACUAGCUUACUUUGUCAAAGGGACCCAGUACUACCGGUAUUCGUUAAACGCAACCAUCGCAGCUAGAUACCCGCAACCUUUACAGAACUGGCGUGGUUUGCCUUCUACCAUUGACGCAGCAUUUGAGUGGCAAAACGGCCGUACAUACUUCUUCCACGGACAGAAUUAUUACAGAUUCAACGACAUACUGUCAAAGCACGAAAGGGAUAACCCGUAUGAGCAUAAUGGCUCGGCCGGGGCGGCUUACUUGUCUCCGGUUGACUCUGGAUACCCUUUGAGCACCACCAAAGAGUGGUUUGGCUGUCCUUCCCGGCGUUGA